Filobasidium floriforme is the source of this 3123-nucleotide messenger RNA. RefSeq lists its product as uncharacterized. The transcript is spliced from 3 exons. Bases 84 to 3041 code for a protein of 985 amino acids. NCBI's taxonomy places the organism in Eukaryota, Fungi, Basidiomycota, Tremellomycetes, Filobasidiales, Filobasidiaceae. The record is from RefSeq and is a predicted model, not a curated record.
CACGACGACUACCAACGGUACCUGUGCCAGACAUGGUGCACCUCUCUUCUUGAACACCUACUGACAAUCUGGAUCUCACAACGAUGGAUCCCUCCGACCCAGCUCCGCUCGCGUUGACGACCGAAGAGCUCCUCCCCAUCCUCGACCACCUCUCCACCUCCCGCUCACAUACCGCCUCGGGAUCACUGCUCGCCAUCCAUUCCCCGAUCCCCCUAGCUCUGUUAGAGUCGACUUUGGACUUGUUGGCUCAGGUACAGAUCGAGGAUGAGAGGAUGGACAGGCUGCAAAAGGUGGAUGGCGAAAAGAGGGGGAAGAAGAGGGAUACUUGGGGGUCUUUGGUCGGAAUGAUGCGGAUGACGCACUGCGCAUCCCUCUUGAUCCACCUAGCCUCUUCCUCAAAACCCGACGCAAGAACGGGUACGACCACCCACCGACCCCGUGCGGUCCAAGACUCCCUAGAAAGCCGGUUCAAGACGGCUAUGAAACGACUCUUGCUCCCUCCGUCCACUCUGCAUGCAAGCGACGGUAGUACCACCACACUUCCCAGCCUUGACAUGGAUAAGAAUGGCACCGUGGAUGCGGGAUCAGCCUCAUCGGCGACCAAGCCUCAUCUGUACCAACACAAGACGAGUGCGGAAGAAUGGGAUUUCUUGAAAUCAGAGGUUUAUGAGAGGUACGAGCGGGUUUACGAGGUAUGGUUGGAGACCGGCAAAUUCGACCGGACCGCUUUGGGCCAGAGCCCUUCUAUACAUAGGAUGGCCAGUAGGUUGCAAAGAUGGGUGAACGAGGUGAUCCAGCGGGCAGAGGAAAUAGCGGCGGGUUCGCAGGCGGACUCGGCAUCACAGGCGCAAGUGCAGGUGUCGAAAGUAAUGCCAACGCGACCAGAGCCUCGGCAAGCGGAUUCAGCAAAGAAUGAUGCUCGAGACCGUCGGAUGGAUGACGAGAUGGAUAUGGACGUCGAGCUGGACGUCGAUCGACGUAUCCCUAGGGUUGACAAGGGCAAGCAGCGUGAAGUGCAGAUGACGAGCACUACGGAGAAGCGAUCCGUCAGCAAUAUCCAGCCGACACCGGUUACUGUUGGUCGGCCAGCUAAACGUACUCUUAGUGAGAGACCGGAAAAAGAGGCUGAAGGGGAUGCGGACCGGCUCAAGCGCCUGAAGAGGACUCUGAACGGGGGCAGGGAGCUGGCCUCAGCCACCUCCGGUACGCAGCGACUGGGCACACAAGAGAUGGACGUAGGGCUAGAACCCCCUUUCAAGCAAGAACGACGGGAGGGAUCGUCGGACUUGAAUGCGGGUGUGCAGACGACGCAGGGCGGGAGGAGGCGGACGAGAUUCUCAGUUCAGGGCGAGCAAGAGGCCCAGCUGGGAAGGCAUUCGUCGCCCUUUCAAUCCGAGAGCGGACGGAGACAAUCGAUACAUACUGGUUCCCAUUACUCGCCCCAGCAACAGCAAAACCUACCAGACGAUUACCCGGCUGAUCAACAACACUCGCUCUCAUCCCAUAUGCCGCCUCGACCCCGCUCGAGUUUGCCUUUCCGCCCAGCGGAACGCGAGAGACGAGAACGUUCGAUCUCGGUCCUUGUACCUGAUUUACCGCCAGGGACGAUACUCCGUGUCAACGAGCGGGGUAUCGCAGAGCCAUUGAAGGUAGAAGAUGGGGAAUUUGCUAUGCAGGACGGUGGGUUCAUGCAGGAAGAUUACGAGGAUCCAUAUCAGCAUCAGCUUCGGGAUCGGGACAACUAUUAUGACAGGAAUCGGGAUGAUGGAAGCGCUAUGGACGAGGAUGAAAUGGGUUGGAGGGGAGCAAGCCUUCUGGACGAAGAUCUAGACGGUGAUAUGGACGUUCCCAUAGAUAACAGAGUCGACUUUGGGUCGGGACACAUAGGCUACGAAGGUGCUCGACCUAGCGCUGGCCCUGCGUCUAGGCCGGAGGGAUAUCGAUGGGUUCUUAUACCGGACGAACCCGAGUACGAGCCUAUCAAUAGGAGGAGGUCAUACGCUACUGCCGGACCGCCUCGCCAGUUUUAUCCUCGAGACAUGCGUCGGUCUGAAGUUGCACCGGCGUAUUACCGCUCGAGAUCGAUUUCGAACCAGGAGCGUCGGUCUUUGCCCAACUGGGGACAAGACGCGAGGUACAGCCACGAUGGACGACAGCCUGAAAUCAGAAGGAUAUCAGUUCAGCCAACGUCGUCAGCAAUGGCGAGGAUGAGGUAUGGCACGCCGGUUCCAGAAGGUUCACGGACGCAUCAAUCGAUGCUUGGGAAAGACCCGAGGAGAAGGCAUACGGAUUUCGCUCGACCUCUGGCGGGGUCACCCCUAGCAUCACUGUCAUCACAAGCCGACGCCAGACAGACCGCGCCGAGAAGGAGGCAGGGUUACAGUCUCGGAGGCGCAGAGAGGAGGCUGCCUAUUGACACUGAGGAAAGGACCUCGGCGCGACGCGAGGGAGUGCUGGCGGACUGGGUUGAUAACAGUUUCGACGAUGAUUCCGCGUUUCAUCCUCCACCCCAGGCUAGUGUACCUCUGCCUCGCUCACAAGAGGCGAACCGCGCUGGAUUGGAGGGACAACACGCUCGACCUCCCAUAGAUUCCGAUCUCGCGCCUGUCGCAUCAUCUCCCUCCCGCCCUACUCCCUCAAUAGCCAACCGAAACUCUUCACCUGGCCUCGUGUAUAGCCAAGCUCCCUUGUCGGACAUUCAGAGGACCCAGGGCGGCUCCUCCACUGUUAUUCAGCUACAUCGCCCGUUCAACAACAACAAGGUUCUGCGUAACCCGCAGAACGCCAAGCGCGCUAGGCAGAGCACGGGUCUGCACACGGGCCGACCCGAGUUUCAGCUCGCUGGCGCCAACGAGCCUCAACCGGCUGGGUCAGCCUUACAGGCAAAAGAUGCGACAGAAACAGUGGAGGUGGUUGCAUCGGCCAGCAAGUCGGCUCGGCACAGGGAAAGGGAGAAGAUAGUCGCGGCGAAGGAAGAGGCGAAGAGGAAAGCGAAGAAGCUGUUCAGUAAUUCCGAUGAUGACGACGAUAAUGAGCUCUAAUGAUAGUUCUCUUGUUCUUUACUUCUUGUUUCGUGUUUAUGGCUAUAAUAACGAUGGUUAUCCGUGAUAGAUUAGAACCUCU